UCAAAAUGUUGAAAAUUGGCGGAAAAUAGCAUUUUCAAUAUCAGCUGCAAUUUUAUUCACAAUGUUAUUAUUUUUUCUUAUUUCUUAUCUUAUUUUUUAAACUUGUUCAUAUGUUCUCAACAGUGACAUUCCUACUUUCCCUGUGUGCCCUUGUUGUGGGAUCCUGGCUGACAUAUUGGUUUACCGGAGAUUCGACGAAGGUCCCACAUACCUUCUUCUCCAAACGAGUCAUCCACAGGAAGCAAAGUAUGCUAGAGUUAAAAGAGAGAUAUCUUUGCUUUCAGACUAGUAAUAGGUUAGGAAAUCAAAUGUUCGGUUAUGCGUCGGCGUUCAGCAUAGCGAAGAGAAAUGGAAUGAAACCUUUGAUUGACACCAUAUUACGACGUUACUUCCUUCUGCCUUCAUCUCUCAAAAACAAUUCUGAGUUGUGGAGCAACACUUGCACUGAGUUGCCAAUAUUGCGCGAGAAUGCGAGCACCUGCAAUGCAUUCGAUCCCCAUCUAUGGCGGAUAAGUGGCCAAAGGACGCUGCGUAUCAUAGGCUGCUUGAGAUCGUGGAAAUAUCUAAUUGGACACGAAACGGAAAUUCGCAGGGAGUUCACAUUCAGGGAUUUUAUCCAAAAGAGGGCAAGGAAAGCUUUGGAUGGUGCCCUGCAAGACCACUCUAUUGCUGGACGUGUGCUCGUGGGUGUCCAUGUUCGCCGGGGAGACCGUCUUCACAUUGAUUCAAUGCCCGUUCCAGGGAAGAGUUAUUUUAGGAAAGCCAUGAACUUUAUGCGAGCUAAAUUUAAAGGUGCCAUCUUUGUGGUGUGCUCUGAAGAUAUUGGUUGGGCCAAGGAAGCCCUCUUCUCCUCUGACACAGUCUUUGUAGAAACCGGUGAAGCCGCAGUAGAUUUCGCGGUGUUGACGAUGUGUAAUCACACGAUCAUGUCCGUCGGGACGUUCGGCUGGUGGGCUGCUUGGCUGGCAAAUGGGACAACAAUUUACUACAAGCAUGCGUUUCGACCUGACACACGCGCUGCGCAUCACACCGUAAUGCAAGAGUUUAUGCCACCACACUGGAUUGCCAUAGAAUAGGGGUACAACUCUGUCCAGAAUUGGAGAGACCUCUAGUAAUAGAUUACAUAUAUAUGCCAUUCUGGUCGAACCAAAGCCAGAUGAAGAAACUUCGGUGAACCACAAUGAAGUCUAGAAGUCUAUGUUAAAUAUACAUUGAUAUACGGCGUAA
This is a messenger RNA of Liolophura sinensis, 1227 nucleotides long. RefSeq names its product galactoside alpha-(1,2)-fucosyltransferase 2-like. Lineage: Eukaryota; Metazoa; Mollusca; Polyplacophora; Chitonida; Chitonidae. Gene Ontology annotation, biological process: carbohydrate metabolic process. The record is from RefSeq and is a predicted model, not a curated record. Gene Ontology annotation, cellular component: membrane. The coding region runs from base 111 to 1076 and encodes 321 amino acids. Gene Ontology annotation, molecular function: galactoside 2-alpha-L-fucosyltransferase activity. The transcript has a single exon.